UCCCGUGCGUCUUACACAAACAGCAGCAGCUCGAGAGAGUAAAUAGAGAAAAGAUGGCGGAGUUCAUUCAGCUCAACAAACCCACCGAACCGAAACCAGCGUCCCAGAACCGGGAGCACCAUCACCAUCCUCCACCGGCCAAGAAAAUCCGACAUGAAGAGAAAAUAUUUAAGGCCAAGAAGAUGAACGGAGGCACGGAGCAGCAGAAUUACAGCAGCAAACCGAAAAACAAGAAAACCAAAACAGAGAAAGACAGAGACCGAGAGAAAGAGAGAGAGAGGGAGAAAGAGAAAGAGAAAGGCAAAGAGAGAGAGAAAGAGAGAAAGAAACACAAACUGGCGGCUGAAAAUCACCUCAGUGUGAAGAAGGAAAACGGAGAGCUGAAGUUGUCGCAGAAAGAUCACACCAUCAAAGACAAAGAGAAGCAGAGAGACCGAGACCGUGACAAAAAGAGAGAGAGAGAGAAGGACAGAGAAAAAGAGCAGGAGAAAGAGAUGAAGGAGAAAAGAAAACAUAAGCUGAUGAUGGAGAUGAAGAGAGAGAACGGAGAGGUGAAGAUCCCGCAGAAAGGUGACAAAGAGAAGCCGAAGAUAGACUCUGCUGAGGACUUGCUGAUGAAAAAGGUCAAGAAGAAAAAGAAAAAGAAACACAAAGAAGGUGAAAAGCGGAAACGGCCCAAGAUGUACAGCAAAUCUAUCCAGACGGUCUGUUCCGAACUCCCCAAAUCUGGGUCAGAAUUCAAGCCGCCGCCUCCUGUCCCGCAGGGCGGCGCUCUGACCUCCAUCGGCAGCCUGAAGCAGGAGAACAGCGGCGGCCAGAGCGCGAGCGCCGCGGACGGCGACGGCGAGGCCAGAGCCGCUAAACUGCCCGGGCUGGACCGGCUGGAGUUCGGCUGUCUCGUUCACGUGGAGCACCAGCCCAACGGAGGCGCUCUGGUGGUUCACGCCUACAGUAAGGAGCUCUCUGUCCUGUCUCCCGUGGAGAUGCAGAGGUUCGCGCAGGAGUUCGUGACGCUGGCGUUUUGCGAGGACCAGGAUGGAGCCGCCAACUACGUCAUGGGCGUGAUUCACGGCGCCGCCUCCUACCUCCCAGACUUCCUGGAGUACUUCUCUAGUAAGUUCCCCAACUCGCCCGUCAAAAUGGAGAUCCUGGGGAAGAAGGACAUCGAGACGACUACUAUGGCAAACUUCCACGCUCAGGUGAGGAGGAGUUACUCUCACGGGACGUACCGAGCCGGCGCUAUGAGACAGAUCAGUCUGGUGGGCGCCGUGGACGAGGAGGUGGGCGAUUAUUUUCCAGAGUUCCUCAACAUGCUGGAGAAGUCGCCAUUCCUGGAGCGGACGCUGCCGUGGGGGACGUUUUCCAGUCUGAAGCUGAAGAGCCCAACAGAGAGUGACGACGGGCCCAUCAUGUGGGUUCGGCCUGGAGAGCAGAUGAUCCCGGUUACAGACAUGCCAAAGUCUCCCUUCAAACGGAAACGGUCGACUAAUGAAAUUAAGAAUCUUCAGUAUCUGCCUCGAACCAGUGAGCCGCGCGAGAUGCUGUUUGAGGACCGAACCAGAGCUCACGCUGACCACAUCGGUCAAGGGUUCGAACGUCAGACCACGGCUGCCGUGGGAGUGCUGAAAGCUGUCCGCUGCGGGGAGGGUGCUGAUCCUCCACGCAUAACCAAAGACGUGAUCUGUUUCCACGCGGCUGAUUUCCCUGAUGUGGUGCAGCGGCUGCAGUUGGACCUGUACGAGCCGCCCCUGUCUCAGUGUGUGCAGUGGGUGGAUGAUGCUAAACUCAAUCAGCUGAGGCGAGAGGGCAUCCGCUACGCUCGAAUCCAGCUCUACGAUAACGACAUCUACUUUAUCCCUCGCAACGUAGUUCACCAGUUCAAGAGCGUGUCGGCCGUGUGCAGCCUCGCCUGGCACGUGCGCUUGAAACAGUAUCAUCAGCAGCCCGAGGAAGAGGAGGCUCGUGAGGAAGGUGAGGAGCUGAAGCAGCACGUCAAGCAGGAGUCGACCGGCGAGAACACCAAAGCUGCAAACACGGACUGCAGACCCACGCAAGAGGCGCCGUGCGUAACGCAAAUAAAGAUUGAGCGGGCGGAGCUGCUCGCUGACAGGCCGCCCAAGCCUCCUCCUGGAAGUAACAGCUUGACUCCGCCUCCGGUCUCUUCCUCUGACGGGCGACCCAAAGCGCACCACGUGUCAGAAUGUCCAAGCGCUCCGUCACAGCCCUCCGCCGCCGCGACCAACGCGUCGCGCAACCCGACGGCCGGUCCGCACGCGCCCAAACACACACACGCGUCGGCAGCAACCAAACACGCACACACGUCGACACCGACCAAACACACACACACCUCCGCAUCCAGAUAUCUCCAUCCUUCCUCUGUCUCCAAACCGGGCCACGCGCCCUCGACACCAACUAAACCCAGCCAUUCUGCCAACGCAACCAAACCCACACAACCCGUUAACACAACCAAACCUACGCAACCUACUAACACAACCAAACCAACACAUCCCGUUAACACAACCAAACCAACGCAGCCCACUAAUGCAACCAAACCAACGCAACCCGCUCACACAACCAAACAUGCGCAACCUGCUAACACAACCAAACCAACGCAACCUAUUAACAUAAACAAACCCACACACUCUGCUAACACAGCCAAACACGCACACUCCACACUAAUAACCAAACCCAGCCCCAAACUGAGCUCUGGACUGUCAAUCAGCUGGACUGCUCCGCCCCUGGCCCUGCCCCAGGCCACGCCCCCUCUGAGGCCAGACCGCCCCCCAGACUCUCUGCACCCAAAGGCGGUCAGAGCUCACCCGCAUGAACCACAGAAAGACUUUUUAUACUGAUUUGUACAGAACGGUUUUUAAUCGGCGCGUCAUUUAAUCACGUUUAUUUCUACUGUCUAGCGGUUUUUCCUUCUUUGUAAUCGAUCUGACGAGAGCAGAGAAUCCACGACUUUUGUAAGACAGGCUCGACAUCUGUCUCUCUCUCUCUCUCUCUCUCUGUCUCUCUCUCUCUCUCUCCUGUUACUGGUUGUCAACAUGGCAAAUGUAGCUCGUAACUCGCUCCUCAGUGCCUGUCCGUAACUGUGAAAUAUCCAAGCACUUCGGCUCGGCUGCACUGAGAAAAUUCUUCAAAUCCAAACAGGUCCUUGAAUAAUAUAUUUUCAGUUGUAGGCUUUAGUCGUAUUAGAGCUGACAUGAACAUAUAUAUUUUUUGUAAGAUGACACAGAAUUCUUUUAAAGACUCUACAGGCUUUUCCAUAGAGCUUAUUUAUAUCAAGGGUUUCUUUGGUUCUGUUUGAUUCGUCAGCACUGUAGUGUACAUAACGAUUUUUCUAAAGGAAAUGUGUAGUGUGAUUUAUACUGAAAUCAGAACCUCCUAAUAAAAGGUUCAGUUUGUUGGA
This is a messenger RNA of Labeo rohita (rohu), 3412 nucleotides long. Its product is annotated as lysine-specific demethylase RSBN1L. The record is from RefSeq and is a predicted model, not a curated record. Gene Ontology annotation, cellular component: nucleus. The transcript is spliced from 8 exons. Bases 54 to 2852 code for a protein of 932 amino acids. Lineage: Eukaryota; Metazoa; Chordata; Actinopteri; Cypriniformes; Cyprinidae.